UCCUGAUUGCGCGCAGCAGGUUUCUGUCCUUUGGAGGAAGGAAUUGCGCAAAAAAGAACAGACGCCUUUAAUUUGUAACUAACAAUCUCAAGAGUUGCGCUGCCUGGUACAAAGUCGGUGCAUAUGUUGAUACAGAACUAAAAAGAAGAGGACGUUUGCCGCUUGGCCUCAUCUCAACCAUCGGCUGGGGUGGCUUCGAAGAGACGUAAGAUUGGUGUCUGGGGAAUAAAAGGAAGAGUGGGACCGCGGUUUUCAAGGGAAAUUAAGUCUAGACCAGUUUCUCUGAAAGCGGCAAGGCAGAAGUUCUGUCAAAAGCAGAAUUUAAAAGAAACCACACAUCCUGAGCUUUUCCCUCGCUCUUAUCGGCAUGUAAAUUCCCCCCAGAAAAUCACAUCGAAGAGCAUUCUGGGACAGAAAUCUAUGGAAAAACACCUUCAAGGGAAAUUUCGGAACUGUUGACAGGAGUCUAAUAGUCAGUGCUCACCCAUAGCACACCCCCUUCCGAGCGCCCUCCGCUCAGGCCGCCGCCUAGGCUCCCACCCCGUAGCCUGCUUUCCUGCCGCGGACCGCCAGCCCCGCCGAGAAAGAGGGCCCUUCCCCACCUGCCGCGCCCCGCGCCGCCCGGCCAUGGCCGACAGCGGCGGCACGGGCAGCUCUGGGUCCUGGUGGAAAUCGCUAACCAACAGCAGAAAGAAAAGCAAGGAAGCCGCGGUAGGGGCGCAGCCUCCCGCCCAGCCUGCCCCCGGGGAGCCCGCGCCGCCCGCGCCACCCAGCGCCGACUGGACUGGCAGCUCCCGGGAGAAUCAGCACCCCAAUCUCCUUGGGGGCGCCGGCGAGCCCCACAAGCCGGACAAGUUGUGCGGGGAGAAGUCAGGCAGCAGCCGCCGCAAUUUGAAGAUCUCGCGCUCCGGCCGCUUUAAGGAGAAGAGGAAAGCGCGCGCCACUCUGCUCCCCGAAGGAGUCCGGUCCCCUGAGGAGGCGGGCUUCCCUGGUGACCCCCACGACGACAAGCAAUAGCCACAGCGCGGCGGGACUGUCUUUCUCCCCACCACUCCUCCCUACCCUAGCCCGAGAAUUGCGGCCCGCCCCAGUACCUGGUUCUAAUCCCACCAACUUCUGAGUAUUCACACGAGGCCUCCACGAUUUUAAUUUCCUGGAAAUUGAAGUGUCGGUUAAGUUUUCAAUAUUUCAUGGCUCGAGGAGGCACUGAAUAUGCACUUGUGGUAAGCGAAGAUACCUGCCACAGAGGAAGUUGGCCUAAUCCUUUUUUUCCCCCAAGAGUGGCCCCUUGUGCCACCUGGGGAGUGAGAAGGGUACUUCUCUGAGUGGGUCACUCACCUGGAACUGCACAGCCCCUCCAACGAGGAAGCAGUGCUCCGAUUCAGGACUCGCUGUUGGAGAGCAAAUUACA
Herpailurus yagouaroundi (jaguarundi) is the source of this 1411-nucleotide messenger RNA. It is a transcript of the gene PRR15, whose product is annotated as proline rich 15. Lineage: Eukaryota; Metazoa; Chordata; Mammalia; Carnivora; Felidae. The transcript is spliced from 2 exons. Bases 628 to 1017 code for a protein of 129 amino acids. The record is from RefSeq and is a predicted model, not a curated record.